UAUCGGUUAGUAUAACAAAACCGCAAAAUAAUUUCUGUUGUAUGCGUUGUGUUGCUGACCGCAGCAAAUCGAAACAAUUUAUAAAUACUCAAGCCAAAACAUCUGAUUAACAAACAAAUACUCUUUAUCUAAAAGUAGCUUGUGCAAGAAAACAUUUCAAAAUGAUGAAUGAGGCUGCUGCACUGGCCAAUAUGAUACCCUACGACACAAUUGGACUCUACGAACAGCCCAAGCCCCGUUUCAUCUUCAAGAUGCCACGGGUGGUGCCCGACCAGAAGUCUAAGUUUGAAAGUGAUGAACUCUUUCGGCGUCUGAGUCGCGAGAGCGAAAUCCGUUAUACGGGCUAUCGGGAGCGCAGUAUUGAGGAGCGUCAGGUGCGCUUCAUGAACGGCUGCCGUGAGGGACACACCGAGACGAGUUUUGUGGCAUCUGGCACCAAUUUGCAGCUGGUGUUCAAUGCCAAUCAGAAUCCAUACUUGCACGACAAGGAGUGCGACUUUGACAAGGAACACGGCAAGGUGCACAUCAAAUCCUAUUUCAUAAUGAACGGUGUCUGUGUACGCUUCCGCGGCUGGCUGGAUCUGGAGCGUCUAGAUGGUGUUGGCUGCCUCGAGUUUGACGAACGACGUGCAAUGCACGAGGAUGCGAUAUUGCGUGACCAAAUUGAUCGCUACAAUCAACGGCUGCGUGAAUUCGAAGAUACUAAGCGCGCUUACCGCGACAAUCGCCAGGAUGAGAUGGAGGCAGUACGUCGGGGCGUUGCAUCCGGUGGCAUUGGAGUGGGCGCCAGUAUGUGGCGGCGUUAGUUGGACUUUUGGACGGCAACAACGCCGUCACAGCAGCAGCAGCUGCAGCAGCAAUCACAGCAGUUGCAGCAGCAGCAGCAACAGCAGCAUGAGACUCAAUACCCAAAUACUCAAUACUUUAUGGAAAACUGAACAGAUGAACAAAUGCUCUAAUCCAAACUUGCCACCAAAUGCGAGAUUUGUAUACGAAUACGGAUACAGACACGGAUACGGAUUCGCUUAUGUUUAGAUUCGCUCGAAUAAAAUGCUCGUAGACUUAGUUUUAGCUUUUAGUAAAUUACUUAACGUAUUCUUGUAUGGUAUUAAACAUAACAUUUUAAUGUACAAUUUUAGUGACGUAUGCUAACUAUAUAUAUACUAAUAUACACAUACAUAUAUAUACAUAUAUUUAAAAUACAUAAUAAAACGUACACAUUAUAAUUCCGGAAAUUUAAAGAUGACGCGUUGAUUCGUCAUUUAUUUAUUAAUAAUUAAUGAAAAUAAUUUAAUCAAAUUUACAUUUUUAAUGGCUGUAGGGUAUACCUUAUAUGUUAUGGAGUUUAGCGUGGAAUAUUCCAGUUAUGAUAUAUAGCAUCAUUUUAUAUAAAAGAUUUUACCUGACCUGA
Drosophila mojavensis is the source of this 1411-nucleotide messenger RNA. RefSeq names its product protein big brother (gene Bgb). Gene Ontology annotation, molecular function: transcription coactivator activity; sequence-specific DNA binding. The record is from RefSeq and is a predicted model, not a curated record. Bases 162 to 806 code for a protein of 214 amino acids. The transcript has a single exon. NCBI's taxonomy places the organism in Eukaryota, Metazoa, Arthropoda, Insecta, Diptera, Drosophilidae. Gene Ontology annotation, cellular component: nucleus; core-binding factor complex. Gene Ontology annotation, biological process: regulation of transcription by RNA polymerase II.